AUGUCAGAAGACGAUCCCAGCAAUGCCGCUCGAGUGGUGGGACGCGUUAGUAUCCGCCCGCCAAAAUUCACUAAGGAAAAACCGGUAAUAUGGUUUAUUCAGAUGGAAACGCAAUUUGCAACGAACGGAAAUACGCAGGAUCUCACCAAAUUCCACCACGCGUUACAAGCUCUCGACGCAGAUGUACUCGCCGAGGUAAGUGAAUUACUCACUAAUCCUCCUGAGUUUAAUAAGUACGAAGCACUAAAAUCAUGCAUUUUGAGGGAGUUUCAAGACAGUGAAGAAAAACGUCUGAAAACACUAUUAAAUCAGACAGAACUCGGCAUUCAACGCCCAUCUCAUCUGUUAAGACGCAUGAGAGAUCUGGCAGAAAAUAAAGUAUCCGACGAACUCCUCAAAUCUUUAUGGAUGCAGCGUCUUCCAACCAAUACACAGACAGUACUUUCCACUAGCGAGGAUACACUAGACAAGCUUGCAACAAUGGCAGAUCGAAUCCACGACAUAGUCCCCACCAACGUUUGCAUGGAAGUUACGCCUGCAGCCACCGGAACAUCACCCUGGGACGGCCAGCUUUCUGAAAUUAUCAAAAGGUUAGAUCGCAUAGAAUCAAAGCAUCGCAAGGCAUCUCCUCGACGGCGUGAGAGAUCUGGCAGCAGAUCAUGUACAAGGUCUUUACCAGCAAGCUCUGAGCACUGCUGGUAUCACAAACGUUUCGGUCAGAAAGCCAAAAAGUGCACCUCACCAUGCAAUUGGAAUGACAAGUCCAGCAAAAAAGAGGAAAACUAG
Trachymyrmex cornetzi is the source of this 786-nucleotide messenger RNA. RefSeq lists its product as uncharacterized. Lineage: Eukaryota; Metazoa; Arthropoda; Insecta; Hymenoptera; Formicidae. The record is from RefSeq and is a predicted model, not a curated record. Bases 1 to 786 code for a protein of 261 amino acids. The transcript has a single exon.